Messenger RNA from Lymnaea stagnalis (great pond snail), 3733 nucleotides. The record is from the annotation of a GenBank genome assembly. Lineage: Eukaryota; Metazoa; Mollusca; Gastropoda; Lymnaeidae.
CUAACUUCUGUUCAUUGUUGAAAUACGAAAUAAUUUUAUAAAAUGUGUUUACGAUUUAUACACUAUUACUAUUUUUCAAUAAUUUUUAAAAUUGUAUCUCAUUUUUUUUUAAAUUUAGUGUAUAAUAAAGUAAAAUAUUUCAUUAAGUUCAAGUAAAGAAAAUAUUUUUUUUUAAAUAAUUUUUUUAGCAGGAAAACUAAACAAUCUAAAAUCCAGAAAUCAAAUUCAAGAUGGCAGCCACCAUGAAAGACGUUAGUAACAAUAUUUGUUUUAAUUUGUUCUGCGUUGUUGUAUUCUUGUGUAUACUGUAAUGUGAACUAGAUUGUUGUGAAUAUUUGGUAGGGGAAGUUGUUGAUCGUGAGAGUGUUUUGUGAGUUGUAAGUCGUGAGGUCAGAGCGUUAAUUUGGUUCGUGGUCAGUGUACAGUCAGUGGUGUUGAGCUUUUUUUAGUUUAUCGGCAAUAUCGGUAGCGCCUUUAGCCGAGUCCGAGUGUUUUGUUGGGAUAUAAAAGAAAAAGGGCAGUGUGUUUGUUAGUCGGGGGUUGUGAGAGUCCAGAGUAAAUCGUUAGAGUAGUCUAGCAGAGAGAGAUAGUAUUUAUGUUAGAUUCGCUGUGGGGCUUGCGUUGCCUGAGCGUGAGCUGAGGAUAUUUCUCUGCCACCUAUCACAUAUUCAUAUAUUUAUGUACAAGUCUAACAAGUUGAUGUUUUAUUAGUACAUGGAAAUGAAUACAGAAUUUACAAUGAACUAUUCAGUGUUUGAGUUACUUGACCAAGAAUCAAAGUAUUUGCCACCGGAGCUAAUAGAGUUAGACAAAUGAAAGAAGGCCGUAACAUUUGGGGGCCCGUUUUAGUUGAGGGGAAGGAGCAUAUAUAGAUUGAAAUUGUUUCUUUCAGUAAAGAGCUAAACCAGCACAUUCUUUCCCUUCUUCACUUCUUCAUUUUGGCAGACAUGUGUUUUUAAAUGGCAGCCACCUUGGUUGCCAUGACCUGUGCCCUUUCACCGGUCAUUGCAUAUAAACAUGACAGCUGUGUGAAAUGCCAUGGUGCUUCAAGUCCAAAUUUACCAUGAGUUCUUUGAAUGGAGUUCGUUUGUCCUUUUUUACUGUAUGUGUUUGUUUGUCCAUUGCAGGCCUUUGCAAUUUUCAACUUGAGUAGUAGUAGUAUUCUUAACUUCCUGUUUUUUGUUUGUUUAUUUACAAUAGCGCAGGCAGCAGAUGUCCAGAGCUACAAGUUCAAGGCUGUCGUAAUGUUAAAAUUAUCAAGAUGGUUGAUAAAAAUCGGAUGUAAUCAGUUCCGAUUUGAGCACUGCAUCGGGCAAAUUUUUCUACCGAAAUAUAUGACUUGAACUUGUAUGUCAGUCUAAAAUAUUGUUGAAAUAGAUAUCUAAUGGUGAUUUUAUUGCAGCCUUAGGCCUAUGUGAGAAAGGAAGCCUUUCGCUCUACCCAUCGCAUGUUAUGUUUAUGGGCGUUCUCACCCUACCUAUUAUCAGCCAACAUAUUUCCAGGAAUCUCAUCCCAAUUAUCAAAAUAUAAUAACUGAUUAUAAUUCCACCAUUUAAUGUUUUGCCUUGUUAGUCAUAGAUUUCAACAUCCUUAAUUUUUUUCAGUCGCAGAGUGAUGUGCAAGUGACCUUUGAAGAUCAAGAGAAGAUUAAUAGAUUUGCCCGCACAAAUGCCCGCCUCAUGGAUUUUAAGGAAGAACUGGCAGCUAAAGAGGUUGGUUAGAAUAGACUUAUUAAAUUUUAAACUAUCUUAAGCUAUUUUAAGCCACUUUAUUGUGUACUACAGUAAAAUCAUUAUAAUCUCCAAUAAUACACCAUACAUUUUAAAUGUCAGCCCUACGCACAACAUUAAUGUUGCCUAGCUCUGGAACAAGAGGCAGAGGCCUAUCUAGAGUGUAUGGCGCCUAGAGAAAAUUUUCAUAUUAACACACCCCAUUCCCCAACUAUGAAACCCAUUAUUUUCAUCAAUGAACUACCACAAAAGCCCAUUUUGGCACCUUGAACUAGUCUUGUGGCCAUGUACAACUGUCCUCCCUCUGUCGCCCCCAUUAGCUACCCAUCUGGAAAGAGAUAGCAGGUCUGAUGUUGUUAAGAACCACUACCAGCCAUGGGUAGUUAAGGCUAUCAACACUUGCUAUGAUUUGUACACUGACCACCUCAUACCUUGAUAAAUUAAUUACAAAUGACAUUUAUAUUGAAUAUUAUGAGGGAUUAACAACUUUUAUUUAUUUCUUUUAAAAGAAGGAACUUGAAAAUCUAACAGAUGCUGAAGAAGAGCUGGUGCUUGCUGAGGCUGAUUCAAGUACUGUCCCAUAUCCUUUUACUGGAGUACAUUUGUCUACCAGAGCCAUUUUUAACAUCUGCUAAGCAUCUUGUUAUUAUUUCUUUUGGCUCUUCCAUUUUCCAUGGAAAAGAGCAGAUACAGAAUCCAUUGAGUCACUUGUUCACUUCUUGGCUUUAGAAACAUCCAUCUGGUGUUUUUUUAAUAUUUAUUUUACAGUACCAUUAGUAUCCUACAACUACAAUGCAAAUGUUUAUGUAAGCAGCGUGUUUGAUGUAGGAAUACAGGUAAAUGAAAGAUAUUGUCUUCUAUCUCCCACAAGAUGACAUUUAUAAUUUGAAUAUACUUUUACUGCACUCAUAAUUUUGAAUGUGAAUUUAAAGAACUAUUUGAAAAACAACUAUCUAUCUUUCCCCUAUUUAUGGAACAGUUUUAAAAGUGGAACUAAUUAACAGGCUGCUUUUACCCUGGUUCUUAACCCAUGGCCCCAAAAGGGGGUCACAGAGGCUUUCUUUGGGUUUGAUGGCUGAAACAGUAAUAUGUUAAUCUGUGACUUACUAAAGUUUGAGAAUUUCUAAUACUUUCAUUUGAAUUAUCUAUUUUCAAUGUCCUUUCUUUAUUGUAUUUUUAAAAAAAAUAUUUUGUGGGGUCACUUUGCUUAUAUAAAAAUGUGUCUCAGUCUCAGCUUAAACAAAAAGCUCAAACCUGUGUACUAUUUUAGAAAAGACAAUAAUUGUGACAUUGAAGAGCAAACAUGUUUUUAAAAAUUUUGUUUGAAAGUUGUGCUAAAAAAAUUCUUUGGCUAUCAUUCAAUUCAUUCAUUGGACAUGACCAUGUCCAUUCCAACUAAAAUAAAGAUAGCCCUUUAUAACUUAUAGAACAUUCAAAAGCAAACUCCAAGCAAUUUAUAAUUUUGUUAAGCAUACCAUCCGGCUAAAUAAUACUACUAGCAAGAUUUUUGUUGUGUUCUGACCUUAACCAAACGCUACAUAUCAGAUAGGAGAAGUUUUGGUAGAGAUGAGCCUAGAGGAAGCUCAAGCAUCUUUAGAAAAGGCUAAAGAACUGUGCCUUGAAGAAAUAGCUGCCCUCAAGGUGAAAGCUGAAGCUCACAAAGAGACCCUCAAUAACCUCAAGACUUUACUCUAUGCUAAGUUUGGCACCAGUAUUAACCUUGACCUUGAUGAUGAGAGCUAAUUUAAAAUUGAGGACUAUUUCAUUUUAUCAAACUCUUUUUUUUUUUACUACCAAUGACAUUGACUAUAGGUUUAUUUAAAUUAAACAUUUGGAAAAAAAAAAUCAUGUUUGUUCAGAACUUUUUUAUUAUUAUUAAAAGCCAUAACUUUACUAACUGUAUGUACUCAUUCUAAAGCCGUUCCCUUCAUUAGCGUUCCCUUCAUUAGCGGACACAUUUAGUUUUUACUGUGCUGCCUCCUCGCAAACCCCCAACUAUGCCC